This is a messenger RNA of Drechmeria coniospora, 726 nucleotides long. RefSeq names its product mitochondrial import inner membrane translocase subunit tim23. Gene Ontology annotation, biological process: protein import into mitochondrial matrix. Gene Ontology annotation, molecular function: transmembrane protein transporter activity. Gene Ontology annotation, cellular component: mitochondrial inner membrane; TIM23 mitochondrial import inner membrane translocase complex. NCBI's taxonomy places the organism in Eukaryota, Fungi, Ascomycota, Sordariomycetes, Hypocreales, Ophiocordycipitaceae. The transcript has 2 exons. The record is from RefSeq and is a predicted model, not a curated record. The coding region runs from base 1 to 726 and encodes 241 amino acids.
AUGUCGUCGCUCUGGAACGCUCUCACAGGAGGCGGCAAGCCUUCGCACCCCCAGCAGCAGCAGCAGCAGCAGCAGCAGCAGCAACAGCCACUCUCGACAACAUCGACCUCGCCAUCGUCGUUCAGCAACUUUGACCCUUCCCAAGGCCAAGGCGUCGAAUCCUUCCUCCAGAGCUCCUCCUUUGCCGACCCUUCACAACUACACCCCCUCGCGGGGCUCAACAAGGACACGCUCGAGUACCUCACGCUCGAGGACUCGGUCCUCUCGGACCUCCCCGGCGGCCAGUCCGUCCUGCCGUCCCGCGGCUUCACCGACGACCUCUGCUACGGCACGGGCAUCACAUACCUCACGGCGCUGUCGAUAGGAGGCGCCUGGGGCCUGCAGGAGGGCCUGCGGAGGUCGGCCAACCAGCCGCCGAAGCUGCGGCUCAACUCGGUGCUGAACGCGGUGACGAGGCGGGGCCCGUUCCUCGGCAACUCGGCCGGCGUCGUCGCCAUCGUGUACAACUGCAUCAACUCGCUCAUCGGAAGCCUGCGUGGCCGACACGACGCGGCCAACAGCGUGCUCGCCGGCGGGCUCAGCGGCAUGGUGUUCAAGAGCACCAAGGGCGUGCGGCCGAUGAUGAUCUCGGGCGCCAUCGUCAGCUGCGUGGCUGGCGUCUGGGCGAUUGCUCGACGGUCCUUCUUCCCCGUGCCCGAACCCGCAGCUCCGUUGGAACAGCUCUAG